CUGCCGCGCACGCGUCAUUGCCGGCGCGCGGGCGCUCUAGCCGGUUGCGGUUGCUGUUGAUGGUGUUGUGGUGGGGGUGUCAUGGCUGCCGCCGAGGUGGCAGAAGCAGGAGCCUCUGGGACGAGCCGCUGAGUUGGCUAGUGCUGGGAGGAUGUGUGCGGCGCUGGCAGAGGGGUCACCGAGACCUCUUUGCUGAGUUGGCAGCAGGAGCCUUGACCCUCCCUAGCGAGGGGAAGGGAGCAGGAGGAGGUGAUCGCCCCUGUUCCCGCUGGAGCCAGCUGCCAGCUGUGCUGGCCGCCUGCCCGGCGCGGGGCUAACUGAGCAGCGGUGAUGGCGUCGUGGUUGGGCGGGCUGGGCUCGGGGCUGGGUCAGUCCCUGGGGCAGGUGGGGGGCAGCCUGUCUUCGCUCACAGGCCAGAUCUCCAGUUUCACCAAGGACAUUCUGCUGGAGGGCACGGAGGAGGUGGGCGAUGCAGCAACAGAACUCCAAGUGUCCAAUUCUAGACUCAGAGAAAUAGAAAGUAUUAAUGCAGCACAAAAGCUUGAAAAUGAGAGACUGAAAAAAGUUUGUAGUGAUUUAGAAGAAAAGCAUGAAGCAGCAGAACUUCAAAUAAAGCAGCUAUCUAUAGAGUACCGAAAUCAGCUUCAACAGAAAGAGGUGGAAAUCAGCCAUUUAAAAGCUAGACAGAAUGCACUGCAGGAGCAGCUGCAGAAAGUACAGAAGGCUGCUCAGUCAGCACAGCUGGGAGCUGGUGUUUUACCACCAGCCACUACAUCAGCUUCAUAUGUUCCAGUGGUCAGACAUGCCUCAAAUUUUGAAGGAUAUGACAUGGAUUUUGGAGACGUAAUCUGGUCACAGCAAGAAAUAAACAGAUUGUCCAAUGAAGUUUCUAGGCUUGAAUCUGAGGUUGACCACUGGAAGCAGAUUGCACUGUCUUCCAAAGUGCAAGGGACAAAUGAUGCUGAACAAAGUGAAAUAUGCAAACUGCAAAAUAUUGUUAAGGAGCUCAAACAGAAUUUAAGUCAAGAAAUAGAUGAACAUCAACAUGAACUUUCAGUGUUGCAGGAUGCACACAAGCAAAAGCUAGUAGAGAUAACUCGUCGACACCGAGAAGAGCUGAGUGAAUAUGAAGAGCGAAUUGAAGAACUUGAGAAUCAGUUACAGCAAGAUGGUGUGAGCACUGAUGCCGUGGGUGCCUCUGAAAUUAGUGAACAGAAAAAAAAUGCUCGGAGUCUAGAAGGAGGAAAAAUAGAAGAGUUGGAGAUUGUAAAGGACCAAGAGGAUGAAAUAAGAAAAUUAAAUCACAAAUUGUCUUCUGCUAAAGAAGAAAACAGAAUUCUUCUGAAAGAGCAAGAAUUGGCAAAAGUAGAAAAGAUCCAAAUAAUGCAAGAAUAUGAAAAUCUUAAGUCUGAAUUUAGCAGGCUUCAAAGUGCUGCUGCAGAGCAAGAUGCCCUCCUGAAAGAACAAGACAAGAAGCUCCAAUCAAAAAUGUCAUUACCAGAGGAUAUUGUCAGACUACAGCAAGCGCUGUUAGAAGCAGAAAAUGAAAUAGCAAGGCUUUCAAGUUUAAAUCAGAAAGGACUUGAGAAGGAACUGACAAGUUCAGAAGAUAAAAAUGCGAAUAUUCUUUCUGCAUAUGCUGAGGAUCAGAAUUCAGAAUUAAGUCAGUUAAGACAAUAUUUGGAAAGGAAAGAACAUGAAUUAAAUGAAAGUAUUGCUGAAAGAGAAACAUUAAUAGUGGAGCUGGAAGAACUAGACAAGCAGAAUCAAGAAGCUACUCAGCAUGUGAUUACACUGAAAGAGCAGCUGUCAAAGCAGCACAUGGAAACUGAUAGUAUCAUCAACCAGCUGAAAUUUGACUUAGAAUUUGAAAGAAAUAAAUUAUCAGAAUUAGAAAUGGAGAAGAUGGAAACUAUUAAGGAGUUAGAUAUUCAGAAAGAAAAACUAAGCCAAUGUUCAUAUGCACUUAAUGAUUUGCAUAUAAGUAAGCAGCAGCUUCAAGAUAAUAUUAAAGAGCUUCAGGAACAAUUAAGGAAAGCCCAGGACUGUAAUUUUCAUCACAAAAAAGAGUUUGGAGAAUUGCAGCAGAGGCUAAAAGAAAGAGAGGAGGAAGUUUCUGUAUCUUUGAGCAAGCUAACAGAAAAAAGUAACCAGGAAUCUAACUACACUUGUCAAGAUCUGAUUCUGAAAGAAAGAGAAGUAGAAAUUGCAAAACUACAGAAUGACAUUUCAGAAAAUAAACAACUGAAUGAAGAAUUAAAGAAAUCUCUGUCAGAUCUCAGAGCAGAAAAUGGAAAGCUGGUGGCAUCCACCGAAAAACUAAAACAGGAGUUAAAUAGUGCCAUUUCUGAGAAAAAUAAAGUUUACUUGGAAAAAGACACUGUUGUGGAGGCCUUGAAAAUGGAAAAAAGACAGUUGGAGAGUGAAUUAAACCAGGCAGAGAAGAGGCUUUUGGAACAAGCACAUAAGUAUAAGCAGACUAUUGAGGAAUUAUCACAAGCACGGAGUAUGGAUACCAGUGCCUUGCAGCUUGAACAUGAGCGCCUAGUUAAAUGCAAUCAAGAGAAAGACUUUAAGAUUGCUGAACUUAAAAGGAGCAUUGAGCAGAUGGAAACUGACCAUCAAGAAACAAAAGAAAUGUUGACUGCUAGCUUAGGAGGACAAAAGCAGUUGACAGAACUCAUUAAAGAAAAGGAGAUAUUUAUUGAAAAAUUUAAAAAUCAAGCCUUACAAGUGAAGCAAGAACUUGAGGAAUAUAUGAAAGCUUCAAAAAAGCAGGAUGUCUUAAAACACAGCUUGGAGGAAAAAGACAGAAGUCUUGCAGUCAUGAAGGAGGAAAAUAACCAUUUGAAAGAAGAACUUGAACGCCUUAAGGAUCAGCAAAGCAGAUCUGUGCCUGUGGUUGAGCCUAAAACUUUAGAUAUUAUUAUUGAACUUGAAAGUGAGGUAACACAGUUAAAAGUAAUAAAGAAUAAUCUUGAAGAAGAAAUAGAAGUUCUCAAAAAAACAAUAGAAGAUCAGAACCAAACAACAGUGCAACUUCAGGAGUCUUUGCAGGAGCAAAGAAAGGAAAUAGAUGAGUCUAAAUUUCAGUGUGAGCAAAUGAAUGUCACACAUGAAAGACUUUCUUUAGAGAAAGAUGAGGAGAUUAAAAAUUUACAGAAAACAAUUGAACAAAUUAGAACUCAGUUGCACAAAGAGAGACAAAUUAUUCAGACUGAUUCCUCUGAUCUCUUUCAGGAAACCAAAGUUCAGACUCUUAAUGGAGAAAAUGGAAAUGAAAAGCAUGACUUAUCUAAAGCUGAGAUUGAAAGACUGGUAAAAGGUAUCAAAGAAAGGGAGAUGGAGAUUAAGCUUCUAAAUGAAAAGAAUGUUUCUCUAAGUCAACAAAUUGAUCAGUUGUCUAAGGAUGAAGUUGGCAAACUUACUCGUAUAAUUCAAGAGAAAGAUUUAGAAAUACAAGCUCUCAAUGCUAGAGUUUCCUCAGCUUCCUCUAGGCAGGAUGUUCUUUGUCUUCAGCAGCAGCUGCAAGCUUAUGUUCUGGAAAGAGAGCAAGUACUAGCAGUUCUAAGUGAAAAGACAAGAGAAAACAGCCAGUUAAAAACAGAGUAUCGUAAUAUCAUGGAUAUGGUUGCUGCUAAAGAAGCAGCUUUGGUAAGGUUGCAAGAGGAGAAUAAAAAGUUAUCUGAUAGAUCUGAAAACAGCAGUCAAGACAUGUCUAGAGAAACUAUUCAGAAUUUAUCCCGUAUCAUUCGAGAAAAAGAUAUCGAAAUAGAUGCUCUAAGUCAAAAAUGUCAAACCUUAUUGACUGUUUUGCAGACAUCCAGUACAGGUACUGAUAACGGAUCAGGAGGUGUUAACAGUAACCAGUUUGAGGAACUUCUACAAGAACGCGAUAAAUUAAAACAGCAAGUAAAGAAGAUGGAGGAGUGGAAGCAACAAGUAAUAACCACAGUUCAGAACAUGCAGCAUGAGUCAGCGCAUCUCCAAGAAGAGUUACACAAGCUUCAAGCACAAAUUUCAGUUGAAAGUGAUAGUAAUUCAAAGUUGCAGGUGGAUUAUAAUGGCUUGAUUCAGAGUUACGAACAGAAUGAGAAAAAGCUGAAAAGUUUUAGUAAGGAAUUAGCACAAGUUCAACACAGCAUAGGACAGCUUUAUAACACCAAGGAUCUUCUCCUAAGUAAACUUGAUUUGGUAACACCAUCUGUGACAAUGGCUUCCACUGUUUCACAGCUUUCAGGCAUACAGCACAGUGGUCCGGAGCUACUCAGUGACGAGGCUAAACUCCUUCAAAAUGAGUUGGAACAACUGAAACAAAAGUUGCAAGAGAAAGAUUCAACUAUCAGAACUCUUCAGGAAAACAAUCAACGACUAUCUGAUUCUGUGGCUACAGCAUCAGAGAUUGAAAGAAAGAAUCAAGAAGGAACUGAGUCGGAGAUGAGGCAGAUCAAAGAAAAACAUGAUGUCUUACAGAAAUCACUUAGGGAAAAAGACAUAUUAAUUAAAUCUAAAAGUGACCAGUUACUUUCUGUCAGUGAAAAUCUUAGUAAUAAAGAGAAUGAAAAUGAGCUUUUGAAGCAAGCUGUGACUAAUCUUAAAGAACGAAAUUUGAUUUUAGAAAUGGAUAUUAGAAAACUGAAAGAAGAAAAUGAAAAAAUAGUUACACAGUCUAGGGAAAAAGAAACAGAAUUCCGAGCACUUCAGGAGACUAAUAUGCAAUUUUCAAUGAUGCUGAAAGAGAAAGAGUUUGAGUCUCACUCAAUGAAGGAAAAAGCUCUUGCUUUUGAGAAGCUGCUGAAAGAAAAAGAACAGGGCAAGACAGGAGAAUUGAAUCAACUGUUAAAUGAAGUUAAAUCAAUGCAGGAAAAGGCUGUUACUUUUCAGCAAGAAAGAGACCAAGUCAUGGUAGCACUCAAACAGAAGCAAAUGGAGAGCAGUGCCCUGCAGAGUGAGUUACAGCAUUUGCGUGAGAAAGAGCAGCGCCUAAAGCAGGAGCUGGAGAGGUUACGCAAUCACCUUCUAGAGAUGGAAGACUCCUACACUCGAGAAGCUUUAGCUGCGGAAGACAGAGAGGUCAAGCUAAGAAAGAAAGUUUUGACUUUGGAAGAAAAGCUUGUGUCCUCAUCUACUGCGGUGGAGAAUGCCAGUCAUCAAGCUAGUCUGCAAGUUGAAUCUUUGCAAGAGCAAUUAAACCUGGUUUCCAAGCAGAGAGAUGAAACUAUGCUACAGCUCACCAUCUCACAAGACCAAGUGAAGCAGUAUGCAUUGUCACUAGCCAACCUGCAGAUGGUACUAGAGCAAUUCCAACAGGAAGAAAAAGCUAUGUAUUCAGCAGAGCUGGAGAAACACAAAAAACAGGCUGAAGAAUGGAGGAAAAAAGCAGAAAACUUAGAAGAAAAAGUUGUGUCUCUACAGGAAAGUUUAGGAGAGGCAAAUGCUGCAUUGGAUGCAGCAUCAAGGCUUACUGAGCAGCUUGACAUCAAAGAGGAGGAGAUUGAACACCUUAAGAAGGAAGGUGAGAUCAGAAGAGAAAUGUUAGAAGAUGUCCAAAAUAAACUAAUGAAUCUUAUGAACAGCACAGAAGGAAAAGUGGACAAGCUCCUGAUGAGAAAUCUCUUUGUUGGACAUUUUCAUACUCCAAAAAAUAAGCGUCCUGAAGUGCUAAGGUUAAUGGGCAGUAUCUUGGGAAUAAAAAGGGAAGAACUUGAUCAGUUAUUAUCUGAAGACCAAAGAGGAGUUACAAGAUGGGUCACUGGCUGGCUUGGUGGAGGAGCUGGGUCAAAGAGCGUCCCUAGCACACCUUUGAGGCCAACUCAUCAGAACAUUUUUAAUAGUUCUUUUUCAGAAUUGUUUGUGAAAUUCCUCGAAACAGAAUCUUGCCCAAGCCUUCCUCCACCGAAGCUGUCUGUUCCUGAUAUGAAACUUUUAGGAGCAGCAGGAGCUGGUAAAACUAUCAGUACUCCAUCCAAUGUUCAAAUGCAAGAUUCUGCAGUCUCAGUAGUGGGCAGGAGACCAGACACAAAUCCAUUUUUAGCACCUCGAUCUGCAGCAGUGCCUCUCAUAACACCUGCCAGCAGUUCUGGACAUCUGCUUAUGAAACCUAUUUCUGAUGCACUGCCCACUUUCACACCACUGCCAGUGUCCCCUGAUGCCAGUGCUGGUGCUGUACUAAAAGACCUUCUGAAACAGUAGAUAAUCUUGUACCAAUAUGAUGAUAGUAGCACUUUAAGGAAAAUGAGAACACUAUGAUGUAUAUAAUUUACCACAAUGAGGCCUUCUGUAAAAAGUCACAUACUUGUAUCUAGCUUUUCUUUUAAUUACAAACUAACCAGUGUUUUGGAAAUUCUAAUGGUCGCAUGAAUAGCUGCCUUCUUUAUAGUAGGAGUUCAUUUUGGGUGUGGGUUAAAUGUUAAAAUGAGAAAAAAAAAAUCCAUCUUGUUGCUAGAUUGUCAGAAGACAAGUAGAAGGACAUUUAAACCUUAAUUAUACUCUAAGUUCUUUCAGUUAUGCAUAGACAGCGUUAACUCUUUGGUGUUGAGAUUUUUUUUUCCAUUAAAAUGAUCUUCCACUGACAGUGGCCUUCAAGACCACAAUUAAAAAAAAAUAGUCUUCAGCCAAAAUUGGUCACAUCUGGGGGCAAUUUGAGACAUCUUAAUCUCAUUUUGCGCAACUGUUUCAUUUCUCCUCCCCUUUUCCCCACCCCAGACAAAUGGCUGCUUUCAGCAGUCAAACCCAUCAGCACCAAGGAGUUAAUUGUGGAAGUGACUGCUUCAUUUUCUAGAGGUGUCCGUGUGAUGAAGAGUGGGUAACUUAGCAAAAGAUAGGUUCACAUAUAUAAAGACAUUGUACUGUAAUAAUCUGAGAUGUAUAUUUGAAAGACUUUUAUCUUGCGGGAUUUUGUAAAUCCAAAUAUAGGCUUAAAGCUUGAACACAUGUAUAGAAUUUAAAGGGAAGAAGAUGCUUACUUAUCUCAAAUGUUUGAAUAGGUCUUUGUAAGACCAAGACCAAAGGCAAUUAUUCUGUAAAUUUUGCUGUGAUCACUUGUAUACUGUGUUUGGCAGGUAAAGAAUGAAGUUGCAUACUAAAGGAUAAAAGUCAUCUUCAAAGUGAAUCUGAAAUACAACAUCUUCCAUUUAAAAUGUGUAAUUUCUAAAUCUUUUUGUAUGUCAUUCCUUGUUCAGUCAGUGUUAAGGUAACUGUUGUGCAAGUUCUAUAUUAGAACUGUCAAACUUCUCAUUUUCAUUAAGAUUCUGGAUUAAAUAGUUGUAACAGUUAUAUUUAAAUAAAAUCAAUUACUGAAACUUGUACAGAAUCAACCAAAAUAAUGCAGAAAGUCUUUGCAUUGUAGAGGUCAAGUAGUGAUUUUCUUUUGCUGCCUUGAAAUCUAGCAGAGAUUUUUAAUUACUGUAUUUACCUUAAGAACUGCUUGAGUUGCUUGUCUUCAGUAUGACUAGAAGACUACAUGAAGUUGGAAGUGGAUUGACCAUAUUGAAUUUUUAUUUGAAAGUUUUUACUUCAUUAUAGACAGUUUGGCAGUUAAGUUUCUGGAAGGAUAGCAGCUGCACAUGGUAUACCAAAGUAAGUUCUGAAUUGUGUAAUAAAUGUAACGUGGAUUUGAAAUUACCUUGGCUGAGAACAUUCCAGUUUGGUACUUCAGAUGUACCUCAUCAUUUAAACUGGAAUGAUAUAGGUACUUUUUUUUUUCUGUAACAAAUACAAAGAAAACUGAAAUCUGGUGGCUUUUGUGCAGUCUCUCGUCUUGUAAUCAUAUCUGUUUAAAGAUAGGUAUACAUAUAUGUAUAUAUAUAUAACAGCUUCAGAAUAAAAUCACCUUUUGGUGAGCCAAAGCAGAAAGAAAUGUUUAGUUUUUAAGAACUAUGUGACGUACAGUAUGAAUUACAAAUGGACUCAUGUUGCUCACUAUCCUCUGAAUGUACUAACUGAGCAGAUCUUUAUUGUGCAGAUUUUUUCUUUAGUUGCUGAGGAUUUGAUAUGUACAAGUUUCUCUUCCAGGAAGCUCUAGAAAUGCCAGUAAAUGAAGUGUAGACCUUUUUUUUUUUUUCUGCCUGCUGUAAAUCAGCUCUAUUUAUUUAGUAAGCUAUGAGGAGGGAAAUCUAAAACCAAGAAAGGUAUUGUAGAACUUCAGUUACUCAUUAAGCUACUUCCUUAAGUCCUAGGUGGUCUAUUGAGCUAUGGGGAAAAUUCCCAUGGCUUAAGAGGUUUCUGUUCUAGGGAUGCUUAUGUUAUAACUAAAUUGCUGGGUCUUGUUGCUUUGUUAGAAAUCAAAUGUGCUCUGUGUUCUAGGCAGUACUUUUGCAUUGAAUAGUGUAGAACAACUUCAGUGCCUUGUUGGUCCUUAGACUGUGUCACAGAUUAUUCUAAACUUUCAAGAUUUGUUUUUAUUGAAAGAUUAGCAGAUAUAUUUUUUCCUCUAAUUUUUCUUAGUGUUUACUUUGUGCUUGAUAACUGUUUCAUAUGUAUUUACCUUGCCAGUUUCCCACUUCUAAGUAUGUGACUCAUGUAGUCUACCCUGUUAAUUGUGUGGGUCUUUCACAUAGAGUAUGCAUGGGGGGAAAUUCUCUCUGGAAUUUGAGCAGGUGCAGUAGUUGAGAACCUUUGUUCUUCGUUUGACUUAAUUUUUCUCUUUCACCUUGCUUUUUGCAGGGGGAAAAAGAGUAUGGUCCUCCUAGUUUUGGUCUAACAAGCUGUCAGUUAUCUUCAGUGAUAAGGUAAUAGAAUUCUAGUAAAGAAUUCAUUUUGCAAACUUGACAUAAAGGGAAAAAAUAAGGAUUAGGAUUUUCUGUACUCCUCUUUACACUCUUUUGUAUUUUGCUGUUCUUUGCUCAUCCUGCAUUCUGUCCAAAGAGAAGGAAGUAACUGGUUAAUCUUCCAGUUGUUACUGUAGGAGAGCGCACAAUUUCUGUGUGUUGUUUUUAUUUUUGGGGUGUUUUAAGUUAAACUCUUUGCAUUAAACCAGUUAGCUACAGACAUAUAAUUUGGCACAUUAUAGUGACCAGUGUAGAAAAAAAAAAUUUAAACCAAAUAUUAGUUCCCAGCCUGCAUUUUGUCAUUGCUUCUUAUUCAUUUUCCUGACCCAUUUUGCAUAAAUAGUUACCAGUAAGGCAGGCUACCUGGAACACAUAUAGCAGUGACUGAUUGAUAAAGUGAAAGAGACGGAAUGGGAGAUGCUUGCCUCUUAAGAAUGUAACAUUAUCCCAUGCAUCAUGAAAGCUGCACAAUUUUAAUCCUUGAUGUCAUCUUGUUGCAAGUUUUGAUUACUGGCAUGUAAUCCAAAAGAUCAAGAGUAACUUUCUCAACUUGUUUAAUGAGACAUACUUGUAAACUUGAUGUUGUACUGGGAGUAGAUUUUACCAGAAUAAAAUUAAAAUUUAUGGAGA
Pezoporus occidentalis (night parrot) is the source of this 9398-nucleotide messenger RNA. It is a transcript of the gene TRIP11, whose product is annotated as thyroid hormone receptor interactor 11. The coding region runs from base 331 to 6192 and encodes 1953 amino acids. Gene Ontology annotation, molecular function: small GTPase binding. The record is from RefSeq and is a predicted model, not a curated record. Gene Ontology annotation, biological process: Golgi organization; endoplasmic reticulum to Golgi vesicle-mediated transport. Gene Ontology annotation, cellular component: Golgi apparatus. The transcript has 20 exons. NCBI's taxonomy places the organism in Eukaryota, Metazoa, Chordata, Aves, Psittaciformes, Psittacidae.